Molecule: messenger RNA, 1773 nt
Organism: Rosa rugosa (rugosa rose)
Lineage: Eukaryota; Viridiplantae; Streptophyta; Magnoliopsida; Rosales; Rosaceae
Exons: 3
Coding region: 1-1773 (590 amino acids)
Source: RefSeq, a predicted model, not a curated record
AUGAACCGGCCAUUCGGUAAAAAGAACCCUUCUCCAACAUAUAAGGGUCUAGAAGAUGGAAGCAGACCUUGUUGGAAGAAGAAGUCCAUAUUCUUUGAUCUUGAGUAUUGGAAAUUUCUUCCGGUUCGACAUAAUCUCGAUGUCAUGCACAUUGAGAAGAAUGUAUGUGAUAGCAUUAUCGGUACAUUAUUCAACAUUCCUGGAAAAACAAAGGAUGGAGUCGCUGCUAGGUUGGAUAUGGUAGAUAUGGGCAUAAGGACUGGUUUGGCACCAGAACCUGGGAAAAAAAAAGACAAGCUGCCUUUGGCAACUUGGAAUCUGCUGGUAGAAGAGAAAAGAGCAAUGUGCAUGUCUUUUUUCAGCAUGAAGGGUCCUUACAGAAUUUCCUCAAAUAUAAGGAAUCUUGUUUCCUUGGAUGACCUAAGGCUGGUGGGGCUCAAAUCACAUGAUUGUCAUAUGGUCAUGCAACAUCUACUUCCUAUUGCUAUACGUUCAAGUUUAGAGAAGCCGGUCCGGUAUGCAAUCAUUCGGUUUUGUUUGUUCUUUAAGGCUAUAUGCAGUAAAGUAAUAGAUGUUAGAGAGCUAAAAAAAAUGCAAGAAGACCUAGUUCUGACAGUUUGUGAGCUUGAAAAGUAUUUUCCACCUUCGUUUUUCGACAUCAUGAUUCAUCUCACAGUUCAUCUUGUCAGAGAAGUUGAGCUUUGUGGACCGGUAUUCUUUAGGUGGAUGUACCCUUUUGAAAGGUACAUGAAAACCCUCAAAGGCUAUGUUAGAAAUCGAAACCAUCCAGAGGGUUGCAUUGCUGAGUCCUAUAUUGCUGAAGAAGCCGUGGAAUUUUGCUCAGAACGUGCACUUUCUGAGGAUACAGUUGGCAUCCCAUCAGUAGGCAUAUUCGAUGUAACUUGCAACAAACCCUUAUCUGGUGCUACUAUUGUAUCUGUCUAUGGAAGGGAGUUGGAGCUAGCACAUCUAUGUGUGUUACAGAAUACAGAGGAAGCAAGACCAUACUUCGAAGAACAUAUGGAGAUUUUGAAGCAUACCUAUCCAAGGUUCAAAAAAAAUGAAAAUUGGCUGACCAAUAAGCAAAAUUUAACUUUUGUUAGCUGGAUAAAGGAGAGGGUUCUUGAAGAAUUGGGCAAUCCUAAUCAUGGUAUCUCUGAAACUUUGAGGUGGAUUGCAGAUGGACCGAAUCCGGAUGUACCUACAUUUUGUAGUUACAUGGUCAAUGGGGUUCAUUUCAAUACCAAGGAACGUGAUAAUGUUAGGAAAGUGCAAAAUAGUGGUGUUUUCCUAAAUGCUCGUGCUUUACAAGUAUCUAGUGCGAAGGACAAAAACCCCAAACUGGAUGAUAUGCAAUUUUAUGGGGUGAUUACAUCAAUUUGGGAGAUGGACUAUCAACAGUUUAGAAUCCCUGUGUUUAAGUGUGAUUGGGUUGAAAAUGCCAAGGGCAUUAUAGUAGAUGAGUUUGGGUUUACGUUGGUAAACUUGAAUAGGAUAGGUCAUGUGGCCGAUCCAUUUGUUUUAGGUAAGGAUGUGAAACAAGUAUGGUAUGCAUCUGACCCUCUUGAUGAUGAUUGGUCAGUAGUUAUUCAAUGUCCUGAUAGAGAUUAUGCCCACGAUGGGGAUGAAGAAGAAGAGCUUGACAAUCUGGAACUUGAGCAGCAGCCCUUUGUAGCAAGAAUGCCAGCAAUUGAGUCGUAUGACAAUGCAGUUGGUGAUGAUGAGAACCGCUACUUGCGAGAAGGGAAUGAAGGGAUAUGGGUUGAUAAAUGA